Cylicocyclus nassatus is the source of this 248-nucleotide messenger RNA. The record is from the annotation of a GenBank genome assembly. Lineage: Eukaryota; Metazoa; Nematoda; Chromadorea; Rhabditida; Strongylidae.
UACAAGUCGACGAUGGGAAAUUUUCAUGUUAUUUUUAUUGUCGCUGACGAGUGCAGUACAAGCUUCGGAAGAUCGAAGGGUUGGUGUACAACACUAACGCAACCAGACACUGUCUUCGUAACAUGUGGUGAUUCAAGAGACCGAGACGAGACCUUCAAUAAGAAAACAUCAGGAUUUUUCCGGUUAAAAUUGUGAAAAUUUAAGAUGCACAUUCCCAUAGGUACUGUCCAAGAAAAUCAUGUUCCUGG